ACGCUUGUACUUAUUUAGGUAUCUUUCUUCCCUCUCUCACAGGAGUUUUUGUCCACUGUCACUCUGUGUUUAAUGUUAGUUGAUGAUUGGAUGGUCAUCAUUUUAUUUAUUCCUCCAUACCAAGUUAUUUGCCCUUUAAACACUCAUCAUGAAAGUUUUUAGCACUUACUUCGUCGUCGCCUUACAGAUACUUCUUCAAAUUGGUGUCGCUCAGUGUCACAAGUUUGUCAAAAAGGAGAGCAAAAUCCUUUUACUCUCGCCAUUCGCCGUCCCAAGUCACAACAUUUUGUUCGAAGCGAUCUUGGAAAUAUUGGCCAGCACCCACCCGGAAGACUACCAGCUCACCUAUGUCACAAACUCAGAACGAAAAUUCGACAACGAGUUUGAAAACGUGCGAAUGUUUAGACAAUUUACCGUGAAAGAAUUCAUGGAAAGUUUUCCAUCCGCCGAAAAUGCACCUUUUCCUUUUGUCCAUGUCGCCCAAUUCUGUCGUCAAAUGUAUGCAAAUCCUGACUUUGUAAAGCUCAUGGCACGAGGACAGUAUGAUUUGAUCAUUGUCAACGGGUUUAUACACGAGUGUCUUUUCGGCUCUCUGCACUUGAUGGAAACGCCAUUUAUAGUCUUUACAUCAACGCUACCACCUUCAUACGUGACAGAGCCCACAGGAAAUUUCAUGCCUUUUUCAAUAGCACCAGUGACGGUCACUUCCUUCUCGGAUAGGAUGACUUUUACAGAACGCUUACAAAAUCUGGGCAAAACGUUGGGUGGGAAAUUUUUCGUGCCAUGGAUUAUGAUGCCGACGUUCGAAUCUGUCUACUACGAUCAGUUCGGAAGGCAUUUGCCACGAGUUUCUGAAAUUAUGCGAAACGCGAGCCUGAUAAUUUCAAAUAGUCACUUUUCUAUUUUACCACCCAGACCAGUUUUACCAGAUUUCAUAGAAAUUGGUGGAAUUCAUUGCAGAGAAGGGAGAGAGCUCCCACAUAGUCUGGACAGAUUUAUAUCGGAAUCUGAGAAUGGAGUAAUUCUAUUGGCCUUUGGAUCCAUGAUAAAGUGGGAAGAAAUCCAGGAAUCAUUUUCUGAUGCUAUGAUAGCAGCAAUUGCCAGCUUGGAGCAGCGUAUUAUUUGGAGAUUAGGCAAAGACUUGAACACGUAUCCAGAACAUUUGGCUCGUAAGCUCAACACCUUGAAAAAUGUCAUGUUUUUAAAGAAUGUCCCGCAACAGGAUAUUUUAGCUCAUUCAAACGUCAAACUGUUUAUUAGUCAUGGUGGGAUGCUAAGUGUAAUGGAAGCCGUGUAUCAUGCAGUGCCCAUCCUGGCAGUUCCGCUGGGGAUGGACCAGAAGCUGAAUAUGAGACGAAUUACAGACUUCGGUUCUGGGAUUGCAUUGAGUUUUAAGGAUGUCACCAAUCAUACACUUACGACAGCCAUUUCAGAGGUCAUUGGCGAACACAACUCAAGCAUUCGCCAGCGCAUGAAAGAGCAUUCGAAGCUUUUUCGGGAUCGGGCACAAUCUCCGGACGAGGUUUUCCUCUACUGGGUGGACUACGUUCUUCGACAUGGUGGAACUGGACAGUUUCUUCGAUCCGGAGCCAGAGAUCUCAACAUUUUGCAAUUUUAUUCUUUUGACACGGGUGCAUUUUUAGUUGCACUUAUAUUCUUAGUGAUGACCGCAAUUAAAGUACUUAUUCGUUUCUGUGCUACAUAUAUGCGGAAAAUGUGUUCAGCAACUAUUCAAAAAGUUAAGCAGACGUAGCUGAUAAGUAGAUAUGUAAAUAAUUAAAUUUUAUAUUGCCCAUUUUACAAGUUUGAUGUUCUAUUUGACCUACGAUGUUGGUUCGCAACGACAUAUGGCAUAUACCCUAAAAUUCUAUAUUAUAUUUGCUAUCUUCAUGUGUCUAAUUUCUCAAGUCCGAAGAAUAAACGUUCAGUAUUCAAGUUACAAA
Molecule: messenger RNA, 1943 nt
Organism: Folsomia candida
Lineage: Eukaryota; Metazoa; Arthropoda; Collembola; Entomobryomorpha; Isotomidae
Product: 2-hydroxyacylsphingosine 1-beta-galactosyltransferase
Exons: 5
Coding region: 149-1753 (534 amino acids)
Molecular function (GO): UDP-glycosyltransferase activity
Source: RefSeq, a predicted model, not a curated record